AACCAAACACUCUCCUCACAACUCCAUAACAGCCACACCAGCCCUCCGCAAUCUCUCAAAGCUAAAACACACACACACACACAGUUACCAAAAUAACCAUGGCAAAGGCCCAGGCAAUGGGCGCACUGCUGACCAUCUUGGUGGUCCUCGCCAUGUCCUCCGAGGUGGCGCACGGCAUCUGCAACCUGUCGAGCGACGGCAUCCGGGCGUGCCAGCCGGCGGCCGCCAUCCGCAACCCGACCGACCAGCCCUCGGCGGCGUGCUGCGCCGCCCUGGCGGGGGCCGACCUGCCGUGCCUGUGCCGGUACAAGAACGCCGCCGGCGUGUGGGUGAGGUUCUACAAGAUCGACAUCAACCGCGCCAUGGGGCUGCCCCGCAAGUGCGGCCUCGCCAUGCCGGCCAACUGCUGAUGAUCUUCUCCAGCAUUGUCACUCUCGUUACAACUACUAUAUAUACAUGUGUAGCUUCGAGAUCGAAUAAAUGGGGUAUACUGUAACAUUGAGCUGUGAGCUAGUGAGCUUGUUAAAUCAGGGCACAAGUAAGUUUCAGAACUGUACUACGCAAUACAACAUGUCCCGUCCACUGCAAAGUUGGACGCAUGAUGAGUAUGAAUGGAGGACCUUUGUUUCCUGCAUCUCA
Messenger RNA from Panicum virgatum (switchgrass), 639 nucleotides. RefSeq names its product putative lipid-transfer protein DIR1. The record is from RefSeq and is a predicted model, not a curated record. Gene Ontology annotation, biological process: systemic acquired resistance. Gene Ontology annotation, molecular function: fatty acid binding. Bases 99 to 410 code for a protein of 103 amino acids. The transcript has a single exon. NCBI's taxonomy places the organism in Eukaryota, Viridiplantae, Streptophyta, Magnoliopsida, Poales, Poaceae.